Hyaena hyaena (striped hyena) is the source of this 2317-nucleotide messenger RNA. RefSeq names its product ankyrin repeat and SOCS box containing 2 (gene ASB2). Gene Ontology annotation, molecular function: protein binding. The coding region runs from base 131 to 2023 and encodes 630 amino acids. The record is from RefSeq and is a predicted model, not a curated record. NCBI's taxonomy places the organism in Eukaryota, Metazoa, Chordata, Mammalia, Carnivora, Hyaenidae. The transcript has 10 exons. Gene Ontology annotation, biological process: intracellular signal transduction.
CUCGAGAAAACCCUCUCUAGUGCCCCCGAUUUGGGCCCCUGUUUCAGAGCCUAACAGGGCUUUCUGACUUGCUGCUUCCUCGUCCCCACGGAGUGCCUCUUCUGGAGGCCGAGGCGAGAGGCAGAAGAGCAUGACCAUGGAGAUCAGCGCUCGAGGCAGACAGCGCACCAUUGGGAAUGAGGAAUACAGCCUGUACAGCAGCCUGAGCGAGGAUGAGCUGGUCCAGAUGGCCAUUGAGCAGAGCCUGGCUGACAAGACCCGCGGCCCGACCACCGCUGAGGCCACUGUGUCCACCCGUGUCAACCGCCAACCUGCCCAUUUCUACCCAUGGACCAGGUCGACUGUGCCUCCCGAGAAGCCGCCCGCCUCGGGCCCCAUGGGCCUGUUCCAAGGGGUCAUGCAGAAAUACAGGAACUCCCAGCUGGCGCCUGUGGACCCCGUGCUGAAGGCCAUCAAGGAAGGUGACGAGGAGGCCUUGAAGGCCAUGAUCAAGGCGGGGAAGAAUCUCGCCGAGCCCAACAAAGACGGCUGGCUGCCGCUGCACGAGGCGGCCUACUACGGCCAGCUGACCUGCCUCAAGGUCCUGCAGCAAGCAUACCCUGCAGUCAUCGACCAGCGCACCCUGCAGGAGGAAACGGCCCUUUACCUGGCGACUUGCAGGGGACACCUGGACUGCCUCCAAUUCCUCCUCCAGGCUGGGGCCGAGCCUGACAUCUCCAACAAGUCCCGAGAGACCCCGCUCUACAAAGCCUGCGAGCGCAAGAACGUGGGGGCCGUGAGGAUGCUGGUGGAGUACAACGCAGACACCAACCACCGCUGCAACCGGGGCUGGACGGCCCUGCAUGAGUCCGUUUCUCGCAACGACCUGGAGGUCAUGGAGAUCCUGGUGAGCAGGGGCGCCAAGGUGGAAUCCAAGAACGCCUACGGCAUCACCCCCUUGUUCGUGGCCGCCCAGAGUGGGCAGCUGGAGGCCCUGAGGUUCCUGGCCAAGUACGGCGCCGACAUCAACACGCAGGCCAGCGACAACGCGUCCGCCCUCUACGAGGCUUGCAAGAAUGAGCACGUGGAUGUGGUGGAGUUCCUGCUGUCGCAGGGCGCAGACGCCAACAAAGCCAACAAGGACGGCAUGCUCCCGCUGCACAUCGCCUCCAGGAAGGGCAACUACAGGAUCGUGCAGAUGCUGCUGCCGGUGACCAGCCGCACGCGCGUGCGCCGUAGCGGCAUCAGCCCGCUGCACCUGGCGGCCGAGCGCAACCACGACGAGGUGCUCGAGGCGCUGCUGGGCGCGCGCUUCGACGUGAACGCGCCGCUGGCGCCGGAACGCGCGCGCCUCUACGAGGACCGCCGCACCUCGGCGCUCUACUUCGCCGUGGUCAACAACAACGUGUACGCCACCGAGCUGCUGCUGCUCGCGGGCGCCGACCCCAACCGCGACGUCAUCAGCCCCCUGCUCGUGGCCAUCCGCCACGGCUGCCUGCGCACCAUGCAGCUGCUGCUGGACCACGGCGCCGACAUCGACGCCUACAUCGCCACGCACCCCACCGCCUUCCCCGCCACCAUCAUGUUCGCCAUGAAGUACCUGUCGCUGCUCAAGUUCCUCAUGGACCUCGGCUGCGACGGCGAGCCCUGCUUCUCGUGCCUGUACGGCAACGGCCCGCACCCGCCCGCGCCGCCGCCCUCCAGCCGCUUCAGCGACGCGCCCGCCGCGGAGAAGGAGCCCGGCGUGGUGCAGUUCUGUGAGAUCCUGUCUGCCCCGGAGAUGAGCCGCUGGGCAGGGCCCAUCAUUGACAUCCUCCUGGACUAUGUAGGCAACGUGCAUCUCUGCUCGCGGCUGAAGGAGCACAUCGACAGCUUCGAGGACUGGGCCGUCAUCAAGGAGAAGGCAGAACUUCCGAGACCUCUGGCUCACCUGUGCCGGCUGCAAGUGAGGAAGGCGGUCGGGAAGCAGCGCAUCAAACUGCUGGACGCGUUGCCGCUCCCAGGCAGGCUGAUUCGGUACCUGAAAUACGAGAACAUGCAGUGACCAAGAGCGCGUGGAGGAGAGGCUCUGCGGACUGUUUCACUAAGCCUCAGGACGGCAGGGUCCCCAAAUCCCAGGGGGCCUGGUGACAGAACGGGCCUGUGGGCUGGCCUCCCUGUCAGCUGGGGCAGCUGCUGUCACCUCACCAGGUCUCUGGGCCAGAGCUUUGCCCGGACCGGAGAAACACAGUGCGUCAAGUAGGAGGAAAACCCCGUGCUUGUUUUCAAAUGGAUGAGUAGAGCCCCAGACCUUCUCUGCCGAUGGGAAUGGCAGAGCCCCAUUCCUGGCGCUGGGCGA